CACCUCCCGGUCGCCAUGGCUCCCGAUCAUUGGUACGACGUCAACGGGGUUUGGACCGGCUCGGCCACCAUCCUCGAGGACGGCGAGCUCAUAAUGCUCUAUACGGGCUCGACCAACGAGUCGGUCCAAGUCCAAAACCUUGCCUACCCGGCCAAUUCCUCGGACCCUCUUUUAGUCGAUUGGGUCAAAUACUCGGGCAACCCGGUGCUAGUGCCCCCGCCGGGGAUUGGGCCGACGGACUUCCGUGACCCGACCACGGCGUGGCGAACGCCCGAGGGGAAGUGGCGGAUCACGAUCGGAUCCAUGAUUAACAAGACGGGCAUAUCGUUGGUUUAUGAUACUGAUGAUUUCAAGAAGUAUAAGCUCCUCGAUGAGUUGCUCCACGCGGUCCCGGGCACAGGUAUGUGGGAGUGCGUCGACUUUUACCCGGUGUCAAAGACGAAGAUGCGCGGGUUGGACACGUCGGAGGAUGGACCCGACGUUAAGCAUGUUGUCAAGACGAGCUUGGAUGAUGACAAGAACGAUUAUUACACGAUCGGGAGUUAUGAUAGUCAUUCGGGCACGUGGAAGCCCGAUGAUCCCAUUAUCGAUGUGGGUAUUGGGUUGAGAUACGAUUACGGGACUUUUUAUGCCUCGAAGACAUUUUAUGACCCGGAUAAGUACCGGAGAAUCUUGUGGGGAUGGAUCAUGGAGAGGGAUAGUCAAGAUGCCGAUGUGAAAAAGGGUUGGGCCUCGGUUCAAGCUAUUCCAAGAACCAUCCUAUUCGACACGAAAACACGAAGCAACAUUCUACAAUGGCCCGUUGAGGAGGUUGAAAGUCUAAGAAACGACGAGAGGGGCUUCGACAAGGUCGAGGCAAAGCCAGGUUCCGUGGUGCCUCUCGACGUAGAUCCCUCAUCCGAGCUUGACAUUGUUGCUGAGUUCGAAAUCGACAAAGAUUCCUUAGAAAGAACAAAUGGCAAAGAUGAAUCGUACAAUUGUUCGAUGAGCGGGGGAGCUGCUCAAAGGGGAGCUUUGGGGCCAUUCGGGCUGUUGGUUCUUUCGGACAAGGACCAAACUGAGCAAACCCCAGUUUACUUUUAUGUCUUUAAAGACCAUGAAGGAGAUUUCAAGACAUUUUUCUGUGCAGAUCAAUCGAGGUCAUCUGAAGCUCCGGACGUCGAUAAAGCCAUCUAUGGCAGCUCGGUGACGGUGACAAAAGACGAAAAACUUUCCAUGAGGAUUCUAGUGGAUCACUCGAUUGUCGAGAGCUUUGCGCAAGGAGGGAGGACUUGCAUAACGUCGCGCAUAUAUCCAACAAAAGCUGUCUACGAGAACUCUCGAAUCUUCUUGUUUAACAAUGCAACCGACGCUAAAAUCACAGCUUCGCUCAAGAUAUGGCAAAUGAAUCAAAAUCAUUAUUCGUAUGCGCGCAUACUUUCGGUUCCCUUAUUCGCAUAUUUGCUUCCAAUUUUGCUCUUUCUUGUUGUGGUCAGCAAUUGA
This is a messenger RNA of Andrographis paniculata, 1482 nucleotides long. RefSeq names its product acid beta-fructofuranosidase-like. The transcript is spliced from 5 exons. NCBI's taxonomy places the organism in Eukaryota, Viridiplantae, Streptophyta, Magnoliopsida, Lamiales, Acanthaceae. The coding region runs from base 16 to 1482 and encodes 488 amino acids. Gene Ontology annotation, biological process: carbohydrate metabolic process. The record is from RefSeq and is a predicted model, not a curated record. Gene Ontology annotation, molecular function: hydrolase activity, hydrolyzing O-glycosyl compounds.